Messenger RNA from Nicrophorus vespilloides, 1886 nucleotides. Its product is annotated as neurotrimin-like. Gene Ontology annotation, cellular component: neuron projection. NCBI's taxonomy places the organism in Eukaryota, Metazoa, Arthropoda, Insecta, Coleoptera, Silphidae. The record is from RefSeq and is a predicted model, not a curated record. The annotation marks the transcript as partial. The transcript is spliced from 10 exons.
GAAAAUCCAUCAAACUAUCGUAUCGUAUGCAUUCUCGAACGCAUUUUCAAGGAAACAAUAUUAUUAUGUGUCAGAGAACCCGAAGUUCAGCGAACCCAUCACCAAUGUCACGGCCUCGGUGGGACGGGAGGCCAUCCUCGCCUGCCUCGUAGAAGACUUGGGACAAUACAAGGUCGCUUGGCUGAGGGUCGAUACUCAAACAAUCCUGACCAUCCACAGCCACGUGAUCACGAAGAACCACAGGAUCGGUGUGACGCACAGCGAGCACAGGACGUGGUAUCUUCACAUCAAGGAAGUCAGGGAGUCGGACAAGGGCUGGUACAUGUGUCAAAUCAAUACGGAUCCCAUGAAGAGCCAGGUCGGCUACUUGGAUAUCGUAGUUCCUCCCGAUAUUCUGGAUUAUCCAACGAGCACGGACAUGAUAGUCCGCGAGAGAUCGAACGUAAAUCUGAAAUGCGUCGCUAAAGGAUCCCCGGAGCCCUCAAUUACGUGGAAACGAGAAGGAGGAGAACCAAUUCAAUUAUUGACUGGAGAAGAAGUGUACAGCAUGGAAGGGCCGAUAUUGAACAUAACCAAAGUGACUCGGCAACAAAUGGGCCCUUAUUUAUGCAUCGCCUCAAACGGAAUUCCACCCUCGGUUAGCAAACGCAUUAUGCUCGUAGUUCACUUUCCACCGAUGAUUUGGAUCCAGAAUCAGAUGGUUGGCGCAUACGAGGGUCAACAGGUCACACUCGACUGCCACUCGGAGGCUUUCCCUCGUUCAAUCAACUACUGGAUGGCCGACAAUGGAGAAAUUGUUCCGCAAAGCGGGAAAUACGAGAUAGCGCUCAUAGACAAUAGCUACAAGGCCCACAUGAAACUCACCAUCAAAUCGGUGUCCAUAGAGGAUUACGGCACCUACAAGUGCGUGGCUAAGAACUCGCUGGGAGACACCGAUGGUACCAUUCAACUUUACGCUAUCCCGAAGCCGGCCAAGAGGUCCAACGGAUCCAUUAGGAAAGGAAAGUUCAGGAAGAAAACGAACGACGUGACGGAUCUGGAAGUGAGAAAUCCGGACGAUCAACCUGAUUCGCUGUUCCAGGAGGACGACUACUACAACAGCCGCGGAGGAAAAACUGCAUGGAAAAUGUCACUCGCUUUUUUGGUCGCUCUGCCUUUUGCCCUGCAAUAAAUCUUAGUUCUCUCUCCCCCAAAUAGAACCCAAUUCUCUAGGUAAAAAAAAAUAUACACACAUCCUGAUGUCUUUCUCUGUGCGCGUGUAAAUAUAUAAAGAAAACUCGGGAAAUCCACUACUCUCUAUCUCUACCUAUUUCUACCUAACAUAUUUUUUUAUACGCUUCAUUUUGCUAUAAUCGUGAUUCGUUUCGUUUCUCAUCCCCAGAUUCUUGUGUUAUCUAUAGAGACGAAGUAUAUAGUGUACAUGUAAAACUAAGCAUUAUACAUUAGACUUAAUCUUAAUAUUGACUGAUAUAUUAUGUGAGGAUUUAGAUGGUAAGCAAUAUUUUUCAGAAGAUAGGUACAUUGUUUUACUUUCUAUUUUCUUUUUGUUGAUUUCUAGUUGUAACUAGCUUUAGAGCUUAGGUUUGGGCGACGCAGUAUUUACGAGAGGUAAAAGAAAAACAUUUGUUAAUGGGAACAAUUUUCUGUUUAUAUUUUCCCCGUUUCCUUUGGUUCGUUUACGUCGACUCUAUUCUACACGAGCAUUUGAAGCGCCUUUCAUAGACGCAGCACACGCAACGCGUGAUUACCUAAGUUCGCAAACUUUAAGUUCCGCUUUCUUCCUUCUACGAUAUUAUAAUUAACGUCGUUUUAUAAAGAAACUUAUUUCCAUUGACAACACUUAAUCAUUCAAUAAUGUACGAGACACAAUUUAAUUUUGUUACUUG